AUGUCACAUUAUGCUACUGAAAUAGCAGUCAUCACUAUAUUGUUGUAUCUUAAAGUUAUAGAAAGUGUUCAUAUUAUUUUUACACCAAAUGAUCCGAUUGUUUAUAAAGAUGUGACAGAAUACAUUCAACUUUGUAUUUUAAAUACUGACCAUCAGAUGUACUGUGAUCUGGAUGAAAAACAAGUUUAUUUUAAGUCGGCUUACUGUGAAGUUUAUCUUUUACACGAAGAUGGAACAAAUUAUACACAUGUUACUACAAUUGAGCAUAAAAUUGAAACAAGUUUAUUGAAAACCCAAGGAGUAUAUCAGAUAAAAUGUUACUUGAAGAAGGACAAAGGCAAUAUAGAAGUGGACACUUAUACAAACAUUUUACUGCUGAAUUCCUCUAAACUAUAUUUAGAUUGUUCAGCAAGAUCUAAAAUUAUUGAUUUGAAUUACUUAAAGUCUAGAUAUCCUCUGUGCUGUUAUCAUGUUCCAGUGAGAAGUAUCUGGCUAAAACUAUUACAACGAAAUGUGAAUUUAUGUCAGCGUUAUUCAUGGAAUGGUGAUGUAGUCGAUGUUUACAGUGAACUGAAGUGUUUCACUACAAUCAGUCAAAUUUCAGUUCAUGAAGAUUACAUGUACAUAGAUGAGCGGUUCGCAAAAAUAUUACCGACAAGUGUUACAGUUGGAUGUGAAAAAGAAUCAUAUAAGGAGAUUAUUUAUUUCAUCGAUCCUCCUAAGCAAACACUUGUUAUUCAUUCUGAACCACCGGGUCAUAUUCUGUUCCUGCAUUCACAUAAGUUUAUAAGUUUUUGUUUUUCUUGGACUGAUGAUACGCUAUGCAUCAAUCCACUGCCACAAGAAAACUUGGUUCAAUGUUCUGUUCAGAAAGACUAUCAACUUCCAGGGGAAGCUGAUGAGAAUUUCAAAGUGAUCUAUUUCAAUAACAGCUUUGAAUUAGUCAAUAUCAAAGAUGGAGCUUAUCUGUUCACUUGUUUCCAUAGGCCAACAAAUAUUAAAAAUGUCUUUCAUAAAUUUAUUUUCAAAUACCCCAAGUACAAAUUGAACUGUAGUAUGUCACCCAACGUUUUGUACAUUAAUUCUAUUAACCUGAAAAAUAUCACAAUUUGUGAAUGGAAGCUAUCCCCAUUAUCUACUGAAUGGAGUUCAGUUUUGCAAGCUCAUAAUUUGCUGGAGAAAAAUUUCACAUGUUAUUCGAAACCUGACAACUUAAAGUUUCACCGCGGAUUAAUGUUAACCACAAAGUCAAAUUUGAUCGCUGGUUUGUAUAGUGUUCAUUGUUUGGGUACAUUUGUGACAAAAAACGUAAUUGUAGCCGAUAAAGAUGAUGUAAAAUUGGUGAUUUCGGGGAAAAAUAAAAUAUUCCAUCUUCUAGGUGAAACGCAUACAUACUCAUGUGCCGUGAAAUUUAUUUAUAAAAGUCUAUAUGAAUUUAACCAUCCUAAACCUGUAUGGAUUAAUUUAAAAGACAUGGGUACAGAAGUACUCGGAACAGAUGACAUUAAAGUCUUACAAACUAAUGCAGGAUGGCACUAUUAUGCAUGUGAAUUUAGCACUUACGGUCUUAUUGUUAAGGAGUUUCUUCACUUUAUUGUAUUUGAUAUAAGUAAACAUUCAUUGACUGUUGAAGAAGAUGGGAUUGAAAGAUACUUUUACAUUGUUGACUCACCAAUCUCAGUUAGAUGUCAUGCUGGUAACAUAGGCUAUCAGCAUCUGGAGAGACCGUAUUGGAUAUUACUGUCGGGGAAUGUUACUUAUAAAAUAUCGAAUAGAUCAAACAUUUUACAGAAAAGUUCAGUAAUCAGUUUACAUAAUAAAAGUUUCUUUUACGGAACUUUUCAGUGUAAAUUAAAAAUUAAAAAUGUCUGCUUAACUAAAAUUGUUGUAUUUGUGAACUUAAGGGGCAGUAUGCCUGACAGACUUCUUCGUCGACGUUAUAUUUUACCAAAUUCAUUACAAUUAACGGAAAAAUUUUCACUAAAACAGUAUACACAUCAUGAAUUAAGAUUUCUCUCAGAGCCAGUUUGUGUAAGUUAUGAUCAUAGAAAGGAGACUAUUGAAUGGCAUUGCCCUUGGAUACGUACAGGUGUACUUCACUUUUGUGUUGAACACACUGAACAACAGUUUAUUUUAGACAAAUUGUACUGUAAUGAUACAAAAGUAUUUUAUUUAGAAAAUGUGUAUCAAGUAUUUGCCCGUUUGGAACCGUCAGAAAUGUAUUUUCAUUAUGGAGAAAAAAUUCGCUGUAAAUUAAAUAAAAAUGUUACUGUUCAUGUGGAUGUAAUCAUGAUGUUUAAAGUUUACCCCGAAGGCUUACAUCCAGAGAGAUAUUAUACUGAAUGGGUAACCCUCGAUCAGACUUUUCCCAGUGGCGUUUACAUUAUUCGUUGUACAGUUAUCGUGGAGUACAUGGAACCGUUAUCGACAGAAUCUCUUAUUAUAAUAAUAAUUAAUGUUAUUAUCUUUUUAUGUAUCCAUAUAAUUGAAGACCCACCAACGAACGUUGGAUUUUAUAAAUCACCACAUGGCUAUCGUUGUACUCAUAAUGGAAUGCCCAUUGAAAAUGUUAAAUACAAUAUCAAAGUUUUGAAUGCUACAUUUGACUUUGAAAUCAGUGAUGACACUGUAGUUAUUGACGAAUACACUCUCCUAGGUGAUUAUAUUGUGAAGUGUUCAGCACUUGUCAGUCAUCCAUUCAAUAAAACAUAUAAUCUUAGUCGUAUAGAAGUAUUACGAAUAAAAGUGGUGUACACAUGUGUUGUAGGCUUACAAUGCAGAUGUUGUUUUGUUUCCUCCUUCUUUUCCAACAACUUCUAUGCAAUUUCUUAUCUUGGAAUCAAAAAUACCACCAAUAAAAAAUAUAUUCAGAUACACGAAUUUCUAGAAAUUAAUCAUUUGAUCGAUUCAGAUAAAGAAUAUCAAGAAAUUGUUCAUCAAGCGAUUCAUCGGUUCGAUGAAUUAGUUGCUUUAAUAAGAGCAGUGAAAAUAAUAGAAGAGAGAAAAAGGGAUACAAGGAGUACUUACACAGAAGGAUUGAAUGGUGACAGGCUACUUGACGAUGAAGUUAGUGAUUAUAUGAAGGUCACCAGUAAAAUUGAUAACAACGUAAUCAAUGAACAAGGAUUGCAUAAAAUGUCAUCUAGAAGGCCCUCCAUUCUUCUGGAGGAUACAAAUCCACUACAACGGCGUAAAUUUUCAAAGUUUGUCGGCAUAGUUUUGCCGACGGAUACUGAGAUUGAAGAGACAGACAACACUUUUGAAGGUUAAAAGGUUAGAAAUGCUUGUCAAUUACAUAGCAUUGAAAGGUGAGUAUCUAGUCGUUUAUAAUAGUAUUCACGCCUUAACUUGUAAUGAAGAGAAACAAAUAUCUAUGUUGAAUAUAAAGGAUAAAAUAAUUCAAGAUUUAUUCAUAUUUAGUGUUAGCGAUAAUAUUUCAGAGUAGUGGAUUUAGCGAACAGAGUUUCUUUUCUCAGGAAGUGUUGUUU
Molecule: messenger RNA, 3488 nt
Organism: Trichobilharzia szidati
Lineage: Eukaryota; Metazoa; Platyhelminthes; Trematoda; Strigeidida; Schistosomatidae
Source: the annotation of a GenBank genome assembly